Molecule: messenger RNA, 1253 nt
Organism: Mytilinidion resinicola
Lineage: Eukaryota; Fungi; Ascomycota; Dothideomycetes; Mytilinidiales; Mytilinidiaceae
Product: oxalate decarboxylase family bicupin
Exons: 4
Coding region: 8-1072 (354 amino acids)
Biological process (GO): oxalate metabolic process
Source: RefSeq, a predicted model, not a curated record
GAAGAAUAUGCGCUGGUCUUUCGCCGACUCGCAUGUCCGAAUCGAAGAAGGCGGAUGGACGCGGCAGACGACUAUUCGUGAGCUUCCUACGAGCGUGGAGCUAGCUGGCGUGAACAUGCGAUUGGACGAGGGUGUCAUCCGAGAACUCCACUGGCACAAAGAAGCGGAAUGGGCUUACGUACUAGAGGGAAACGUUCGCAUCACGGCACUAGACCCUGAAGGCGGAAGCUUCGUAGAUGAUCUGGAGAAGGGGGAUCUGUGGUACUUCCCAUCUGGAUAUCCCCAUUCCCUGCAAGGCCUCAGCCCCAACGGCACCGAAUUCCUCCUAAUCUUCGACGACGGUAACUUCUCCGAAGAAUCCACUUUCCUUCUCACGGACUGGCUUGCCCAUACCCCCAAAUCCGUAAUCGGCGAAAACUUCCGCCUCGCCCCAGAAGUCUUCAACGCCCUACCAGCCUCCGAAAAAUACAUUUUCCAAGGCUCCGUUCCGGGCUCCAUCGCCGACGAAAUCCCCAAGAAGGGCUACAAGAAAUCCGCACUCCAGUUCACCCACAAAAUGCUCGCCCAAGAAGCCCUCAACGCCACCGGCGGCACCGUCCGCAUCACCGACAGCACCAACUUCCCCAUCUCCAAAACCGUCGCCGCCGCGCACCUCACCAUCGAACCCAACGCGUUGCGCGAAAUGCACUGGCAUCCCAACGCGGACGAGUGGUCGUUCUUCAUCCGUGGUAGAGCGCGAGUGACCAUCUUUGGGAGUUCGGGGACGGCGCGGACGUUUGAUUAUGGGCCGGGGGAUGUGGGGAUUGUGCCGCGGAAUAUGGGGCAUUUUAUUGAAAAUCUGAGUGAUGAGGAGGAGGUCGAGGUGUUGGAAAUUUUUAGGGCGGAUAAGUUUCAGGAUUUUAGUCUCUUUGAGUGGCUGGGGGAGACCCCGCAGCGGUUGGUACGGGAGCAUUUGUUUAAGGGGAGGGAGGAGGAAGGGAGGAAGUUUGAGGAGGCGAUUAAGGGCGCGGGGGAGGAUCCGAUUAGAGGGGUGCCGGUAGAGGGGAUAGGGGAGUCGGAGAGGGAGCUGUAGAUGUUUCCAUAUACAUUUUACGGUAAGCGCUCGUCCUCUUUGCCUUUACCUUUCCGGAGCUGGGGCUGCUUUUUUGCGUCAUCGAGGUGUCACAAUAGGACCAGAAAUCACAAGUAUUGCAGACCAUGAGUUGGUUGUAUUUACAUUACAAAUUAAUGCUAGCAAAGCGAACCUCCCCCUC